GGAAUGUCUAUAUCCAAUGCUGCCCAUCAAGCAUAAGGAUGGAGGUGGAAACUGAUGAAGAUGACUGCAACAGCAGCAGCAGCAGCAGCAGCAUGAGUGUCAGUUGUAAUGUCACAACGGAAUGGAGGAAAAUGAAACGAAAUAUUAGAAUAAC
Molecule: messenger RNA, 154 nt
Organism: Candidula unifasciata
Lineage: Eukaryota; Metazoa; Mollusca; Gastropoda; Stylommatophora; Geomitridae
Source: the annotation of a GenBank genome assembly